Messenger RNA from Belonocnema kinseyi, 653 nucleotides. RefSeq lists its product as uncharacterized. The record is from RefSeq and is a predicted model, not a curated record. The transcript has 2 exons. Bases 48 to 491 code for a protein of 147 amino acids. Lineage: Eukaryota; Metazoa; Arthropoda; Insecta; Hymenoptera; Cynipidae.
UUUCUUAUCAGGGUUCUGCAUAAGUAGGUUUUUUGUUCGUCAAGAAAAUGAAACUAUUGAUUGGUGUUAUCUCUUUUAUCUUAGUGAUUUUCACUAAACCUGUUGACUUAGCCUGGAGAUUUAGAGAAGGCGCAGUUCAAGUUCAUCCCGAUCCAAUUUUACUUAAAGUUUAUUUUUGUGAACUUGAACCAGGUCAUGUAUAUCUGAUGAGUCAAGGCCUUAUAAAAGCUGUAGUAGAUGAAACCCACCAGUACAUCAUUGGAAUAAUACAAGGGAAUCGUGUUUGCCCAUUAUUGGUUCAAAAAUGGUAUCGUGAUCCUAGACAUCCCGAAACAGAUUUAUUGAGAUAUCAGCAAGUUAAAGUACUCCUAAAUGGCUGCCCAGUUUUCAAUGUUACUGAAGAAAUAUUGGAAGGUGAUCCUCUUAAGAACAAAUUCUGGAAGGGUUUUAAAGAAUCACGCGUUAUUUAUGUCAAAAUACCAAAUCUUUAGAAUUCUUAUUUACAUUGUCUAAACUUAUUUCAUGAAAUGGUGUCCUAAAAUGUCACAACAUUAAAAACGUUAAUGAAUCUGUGAAUCUAACGACCAAGUUUGGACAACCACCAUCAAAGUUUCCUAUUGCAAUUAAAAAAAGAUGACAAUUUUUUCCUAUAA